This is a messenger RNA of Lampris incognitus (smalleye Pacific opah), 6909 nucleotides long. RefSeq names its product calcium-activated potassium channel subunit alpha-1. Gene Ontology annotation, biological process: transmembrane transport; potassium ion transport. The transcript is spliced from 30 exons. NCBI's taxonomy places the organism in Eukaryota, Metazoa, Chordata, Actinopteri, Lampriformes, Lampridae. Gene Ontology annotation, cellular component: postsynaptic membrane. The coding region runs from base 639 to 4256 and encodes 1205 amino acids. Gene Ontology annotation, molecular function: large conductance calcium-activated potassium channel activity. The record is from RefSeq and is a predicted model, not a curated record.
UGCCGGCAGGGGAAAAUCCAGCCACACGUGAGGACGCGCGAUACAUUUUCAUUUCGGGAGGUUUCAUUGAAAGAAAACUUAACUCCUAAAUCGGGUUUAAAAACCUGUUGCGGAGGGGCAGAUACGGAGCAGUAGAAGUCAGUGGAGCUUUUGAUUUAUUUAUUCAUUCAUCUAUUUUCUUCUGUUUCGAGCGCCAGGCUGUUCUCCACCGGCUGUCACGGGGGGAGUGAGAGCCGUCCAUCGGCGUCAACGACGAGAAUCGAAGGCGACGCGUUUUUUUUUAAUAUAUUUCAACAAAAAUAGAAAAAAAAUAAAUCAGUCAGUGGGAAUAAACGAUCACAGCAAAUCGGGAGCAUCGCGUUGAACGCGUUUUGCUGUUUAAAAAAAAAAAGAGUUUUCCAAGAAAUGUCGGGCGCAGAUGCAUUUCGCGUCAUGAAGGAGUGAAGGGGGUGUCGUGAGGCGCACAAGUGAGUGGCUGAGUGUACAUAUAUCCCGAAGAAGAGUUUGGCUCCGCGUUAACGGAUCAGUCGAAAUUUCCCAGAGACAGAUGACAUCGGAAAGGAGCCGGAGGUGAUUGACGCAAACAUGGCUGAGCCGCUGGGCACGGGCCGCUGGCAGGAGGUGCCCGAAGCCUCCGUAUGAUCGUCUCGGCCGGCGAACCGAUCCCCGGGCGUCGCUAUCCUCGGCUUACCGCGAUGCCGAGAAACAGAGAGAGAUUCAACCCGGACUCGUCCGUCCACAUCGCCAAGAUGAGCGUGAUCAUCCCCUUCACACCAGAUGUGCUCUGUGACAGCAACGGCCAGCGGAUGUGGUGGGCAUUUCUCGCCUCGUCCAUGGUCACUUUCUUCGGGGGUCUCUUUAUAAUUCUUCUGUGGAGAACUCUGAAGUACCUGUGGACCGUGUGCUGCCACUGUAACGGCAAAAAAAAGGAUGUCCAUCGAGUCACCACAGGCGAGGGCAUCAAGCGUGUUGACAAGGAGGACGGGGCAGCCAGCGAAGUGGGGUGGAUGACCUCAGUCAAAGACUGGGCCGGGGUCAUGAUAUCUGCUCAGACGCUGACGGGCAGAGUCCUGGUGGUGCUCGUAUUCGCCCUCAGCAUCGGAGCCCUUGUAAUAUACUUCAUAGAUUCCUCCGAUGCUAUCGAGUCCUGUCCGAACUUCUACAAAGACUUCACUCUGCAAAUUGACAUGGCCUUCAACGUGUUCUUCCUAUUGUACUUCGGCCUACGCUUUAUUGCUGCCAAUGACAAGCUGUGGUUCUGGCUCGAGGUGAACUCAGUGGUGGACUUCUUCACGGUCCCCCCAGUAUUUGUGUCGGUGUAUCUGAACAGGAGUUGGCUCGGCUUGAGGUUUUUAAGGGCCUUAAGGUUGAUACAGUUCUCAGAAAUUUUACAGUUUUUGAAUAUAUUAAAAACAAGCAACUCAAUAAAGCUGGUGAACCUAUGUUCAAUCUUCAUAAGCACAUGGCUUACGGCAGCGGGCUUCAUACAUUUGGUGGAAAACUCAGGGGACCCAUGGGAAAACUUCCAAAAUUCCCAAGCACUUUCCUACUGGGAAUGUGUCUACUUACUCAUGGUCACUAUGUCCACUGUGGGCUAUGGAGAUGUUUAUGCAAAAACCACCCUGGGCCGCCUUUUCAUGGUCUUCUUCAUCCUUGGUGGUUUGGCCAUGUUUGCGAGCUACGUCCCUGAAAUCAUAGAGUUAAUAGGAAACCGCAAGAAAUAUGGUGGUUCCUAUAGUGCGGUUAAUGGGAGAAAGCACAUCGUCGUCUGCGGCCACAUAACACUCGAGAGUGUGUCCAACUUUCUAAAAGACUUCCUACACAAGGACAGGGAUGAUGUCAAUGUAGAAAUUGUUUUUCUCCAUAAUAUUUCCCCUAAUCUUGAGCUGGAAGCCUUGUUUAAGCGCCACUUCACACAGGUGGAGUUCUACCAAGGAUCUGUCCUGAACCCGCACGAUCUGGCCAGAGUCAAGAUUGAAUCAGCAGACGCCUGUUUGAUCUUAGCAAAUAAGUACUGCGCAGACCCCGAUGCCGAGGACGCGUCCAACAUCAUGAGGGUCAUUUCCAUCAAGAACUACCAUCCGAAAAUCAGAAUAAUCACCCAGAUGUUGCAGUACCACAACAAGGCCCACCUCUUGAACAUCCCAAGCUGGAACUGGAAGGAGGGGGACGACGCCAUUUGCCUUGCUGAGCUGAAGCUGGGGUUUAUCGCCCAGAGCUGCCUGGCUCAGGGCCUCUCUACUAUGUUGGCCAACCUGUUCUCCAUGAGGUCCUUCAUCAAGAUUGAGGAGGACACAUGGCAGAAGUAUUACCUGGAGGGAGUAGCCAAUGAAAUGUACACCGAGUACCUGUCUAGUGCCUUUGUGGGCUUGUCUUUCCCUGUCAUUUGCGAACUGUGCUACGUGAAGCUAAAACUACUACUUAUAGCCAUCGAGUACAAGUCUGACCAAAGGGAAAGCAGUACCCUCAUAAACCCGGGGAACCAUGUGAAAAUGGAAGAAGGUACCUUGGGCUUCUUCAUAGCCAGUGAUGCCAAAGAAGUAAAGAGGGCAUUAUUUUACUGUAAAGCCUGCCACGAUGACAUAACAGAUCCCAAAAGGAUAAAGAAAUGUGGAUGCAAGAAAUCUAAAAAUAGCUAUAAUGGAUAUAUCAAAUCAAUCGAAGAGGAGCCGCCGUCAGCGCUCUCGCCCAAAAAAAAGCAGCGCAACGGAGGCAUGCGGAACUCUCCAAACUCCUCGCCCAAGAUUAUGAGGCAUGACCCCCUAUUUGUCCCGGGGAACGAACAGAUUGAGAGCAUGGACAUGAACGUUAAGAAAUACGACUCCACGGGGAUGUUUCACUGGUGCCCGUCCAAAGACAUCGAGAAGGUCAUUUUGACACGGAGCGAGGCAGCCAUGACAGUCCUCAGCGGCCAUGUCGUUGUCUGUAUAUUCGGCGAUGUGAAAUCAGCCCUGAUCGGCCUCCGAAACCUCGUCAUGCCACUGAGGGCUAGCAACUUCCACUACCAUGAGCUAAAGCCCAUCGUGUUUGUAGGCUCCCUUGAGUACCUGAAGAGAGAGUGGGAGACUCUUCACAAUUUCCCAAAGGUCUCCAUUCUUCCUGGCACUCCAUUGAGUCGGGCAGAUCUGAGGGCUGUCAACAUCAACCUCUGCGACAUGUGUGUCAUCCUGUCAGCCAAUCAGAACAAUAUUGACGAUGCGUCACUGCAGGACAAAGAAUGCAUCUUGGCGUCACUCAACAUCAAAUCCAUGCUGUUUGACGACAGCAUCGGGGUCUUGCAGGCUAAUUCCCAAGGCUUCACGCCACCGGGGAUGGACAGAUCAUCUCCAGAGAACAGCCCGGUCCAUGGAGUAGUAAGGCAAAGUUCAGUCACAACCGGAGCAAAUAUUCCCAUUAUUACAGAGCUAGUGAAUGACUCCAAUGUUCAGUUUCUGGAUCAAGAUGAUGACGACGACCCAGACACAGAGCUAUACCUCACACAGCCGUUUGCCUGUGGGACAGCCUUCGCAGUUAGUGUGCUGGAUUCCUUAAUGAGCGCUACAUAUUUCAAUGAUAAUAUCCUCACUCUGAUCCGGACACUGGUAACAGGCGGGGCCACGCCGGAGCUGGAGGGGCUCCUGGCGGAGGAGAAUGCAUUACGGGGAGGCUACAGCACGCCACAGACGCUGGCAAACAGGGACAGGUGUCGAGUCGCACAGCUGGCCCUGUACGACGGGCCCUUUGCCGACUUGGGGGAUGGCGGAUGUUACGGUGACCUGUUUUGCAAAGCGUUGAAAACAUAUAACAUGCUGUGCUUCGGAAUCUAUCGAUUACGAGACGCACAUCUAAACACACAAAGCCAGUGUACCAAACGGUAUGUCAUCACGAAUCCACCGUACGCGUUUGAGCUGGUGCCCUCAGACCUAAUAUUCUGCCUGAUGCAGUUCGACCAUAAUGCUGGUCAGUCUCGAACCAGCCUGUCCCACUCCACUCACUCAUCCCAUUCCUCCAGCAAAAAAAGCUCCUCCAUCCACUCCAUCCCAACUACAAACCGCACCAACCGCGCCAAAAGCAGGGACUCGCGGGACAAACAAAAUGCAACAAGGAUGAAUAGAGUGGGCCGAGAAAAGACAGGGUUUACAGAUGAGCCCGAGAAUACUCGCCCGAGGAGAACACACACCAAGGCUGUGAAUACUCUCUCCACCAACCAAGUCAAUCAGUGUAAAUCCACAAGCAACCUGAUACCACCCAUCAGAGAAGUAGAAGAUGAGUGCUGAACUCCUGACCCGCGCCGACACUCGGACUCUCAGGAGACUUGCAUUGUGGGUAUUUAAAGGGGAAUUCAACACAUUAUGAUCAAAAACCAACAUUCGGAGGGAAAUAAGUACCCCAAAAAAGGAUGAUACAAUCCAUUUCCCACAUUGACCCAUGAAGUUACUUAAUGUGUGAGUAUAUUUUAGUGUCAUGGGUAAAUUCUACACGAAGACAAUCAUUGCCACAUUCAACAAUCACUAAACAGUUGGUCAGCACAGCUAAACAUAACUGGACACCGGACUCAUGUUUUUUUCCUAUUAGUGGGGAAUGAUCACUUUAUGGGGAAGAGUUAUACAAUUGGCAAUCCAUUUAAUUAAACUUAUUAAGAUUAUUUGAGCAUGGAUUCAACUGAAUAUGUCCGCUCCUCAGCUGUUGCAGACCAACUACUGCUUACGUUUAACCCGGUGUCUGGGAGAUGUUCUGUACAGUAUGUGAACUUGUGCACAGCAUUUGACAUGCAGCUUCAGCACCGACCUAAAGGCAUUGUUACCAGCUGACUUUCAGUGAUUCCUGUGUCAUUUUGAGCUAUUUCACAACAUUCGUGACAGUCUAGAUGCCCGGUGUACUUGCAGAAAUGGUAUUUGACCCUCACCUUACCGCUGCCCAUUUAUCAUCUCAACGUUGCUUUGUGAUAUUAGGAUUGAUAUAUCAAAUUUUCUUUUAAUCGCUCUUUGGCUGAAAUAUCCGAAACCCCGGAAAGCUAGUUUGAAACUACAUUAAUACAAAGCUUUUUUUUCUCCAAGAUCUGCAAAGUUUCUCACAGAGAAAAUACUUAAACGUGACUGUAAAUCUGAACUUGCUGUUGUCUUGUCAGUAGCCAACCAUGAUGGAGCUGUUUUGAAGGAGAUUUUAUAAUGCUGCAAAAACAGUUUGAUUCAUCAACAGAGGUGCAGAUAAUCUACAUAGACACCGCAGAAAGCCAAGUGCUGAGAUGUACCCUCUUGCCAUGUAGUAAUUCUAGGCGAAGUGAAUCAACUUGAAAGCCACGAAUCGCAUGAAGUGGGCAUUUAUGAGUCCUCCUUUGGCUGAAAGCACUGCCUGCCACGGGAUUGUCUCGAGGGCAAUUUGAUGUUUCUGUGUGCACCAUGACCAAUCCCGAUACCAUAAUCAGAAAUGUUCAUGCUUUUUUUUUUUUUUUGCACACGCUCCAAAAACAGCUCAAUCAUAAAUGGUGCUCCUGGCUAUGUAUCUAUGUGUCCUGCCAACCCUCAUUACUUUAAUACCCCUUAAAAGCAAAAUAAAAAAGACAUGGCAACAGUUUCUUUAUGCAAAUCAUCUUGAGGAUCAAUCACAAUCAGACAUCUUAAUUCGACUGAUAACGUGUCUAUCUGUAGAAGAACUGAUAAUGUACGUUUAGGUUUCAAUUAAUCAGAAGACAAAAGUCGGCCAAGAACAUUUGUCAGUCAUGUCUCAUUAAAACAGCUGAAGUGCUUUUGACCCUCUUGUCAUGUAACUUCAGAAGCAACAAAGGAGAUGUUGGGAAGGAGUGAGCAAAAUACACAUUUAUGGGGCGUCCGGGUAGCGUAGCGGUCUAUUCCGUUGCCUACCAACACGGGGGUCUCGGGUCUGAAUCCCCGUGUUGCCUCCGGCUUGGUCGGGCGUCCCUACAGACACAAUUAACCGUGUCUGCGGGUGGGAAGCCGGAUGUGGGUAUGUGUCCUGGUCACUGCACAAGCGCCUCCUCUGGCCGGUCAGGGUGCUGGGGGGAAUAGUGUGAUCCUCCCACGCACUACGUCCCCCUGGCGAAACUCCUCACUGUCAGGUGAAAAGAAGCGGCUGGUGACUCCACAUGCAUCGGAGGAGGCAUGUGGUAGUCUGCAGCCCUCCCCGGAUCGGCAAGAGGGUGGAGCAGCGACCAGGAUGGCUCGGAAGAGUGGGGUAAUUGGCUGGAUACAAUUGGGGGGAAACCCCCCCCCCCCAAAAAAAAGAAAAUACACACUUGCAUCUGUAGAACAAGCUUCAUGUUACAGACUGUGACCCACCUGCUUGAAGAAAGGAGGUUGUUGCAUCCCUCAGUGCGAGUAGUGUACCAGGCAGCGCUGAAGCCAAAGGGGGGCUCCAGAAGACCCACCACUGCGAAAAGAGGCUUGUAGUCAUUCAGUUUGAAUGUUAUUGUGUUGAGACUCAGAAAUACGCUCACCUCUUUAUUUUCCAUCUCGCCAGUUAGGAGUUGAAGUAAAAAAUUAAAAAAUUAAAAAAAAGACUUGAGUUUCUCGAUCAGCUGUUGAAGCAUCAGCGGUAAAGCCCUCAGGCUGUAGUACGUUUGUCUGAACCAAAGUCUUAAGACAGUUUUCAAUUAUGGUUGAUAAAUGAUUGCAGAGUCUAAUAGCAGUUCUUGCUUAUAUUAUUCAUGUACUCUCUCUGUAAAGCUGUAUGUAAGCUAUUUCUCUCUAGUGAAUACUACUCGCUUGACAGAUCGCAUCUGUGGGCUCGAAAAGGUGUGGGAUCACUAUCGUAUUAUUUUGUGCAUUUCUUUUUAGCACACUGACCUGUGGAUACAACAAGAGUGCUAAGUUAAGAUUUCUGACUGUCAUCAUUAUAUAUACAGUAUGCUGUCUUGUACAAAUAGGCCUGUAAAUAACAUGUACAUUAUUUCAUUUUGUAUUUUCACUAAUU